AUGAGUAAAGCCGUCAGAGCGCCCCCGACCAGCAAUGCAUUUGGCAUACAAAACACCAACAACAAUAAUAACGAUCCAUGCGCCAUGAUUAGCAAAGCGUUCGAAGCUAUGCGGAAUGAGACGUCGGAAGAGCCCAUAGUCCUUGAUUUGCGACCGUCCGUAGGCACGGCAUGCCUCAAGUCUGUCCCAGUAGCAAAGAACCGCAACAUUGAUCUCAUCAACUACCUGCAGCCCUACAUUGAAUAUCAAAGCACAAUCGAGAUUCUCAAAAAUCCCCCAGAAGAGUAUCUACUCGAAGGGGUUGAUUUGAUGGGCGGGUUACAGGCCAUGAAGCAAAAGCUAAAGCGCGACGAAUACGAGACACAAUUCGAUGUCAUGACGGACCUUCAGAGCCUGUUCGUCGCCACUAAUGACAACCAUUUUGGCUACACGCCGGGCUUGUUGAGCGCAUUUCGAACCGUUCGGGACGGCUUAGAUCUGGUAUCAGUCUCCGAGGAUGGACGAGAGCUGCCACAGGUGUAUGCCGCUCAGGACAUUUUUACACCGGGAAAUGUGACAUACACUGCGUCUCCCAUCGAGACCAUAGAUGGUCAGGAUGUGUACGAAUUCUUGGAAAACGAAGCGCUGCGAGUUCCUCAGGGCCUCCAGGACCCCGAUGCAAAAAUGAAUAGUCUUUUCGGCUCGGCCCCCCAAAACGCUGCUCAAGCUGGCGCCGACGCAGUCUUGUCGGUAUUCGACGUUCCCGACAACUACACCAUUGUGCACAAGAACGGCACGGAGCGGGUGGUGGACAACUCCAUCAUUACACUCCCGACGACUGAUCUCUGUGGCAUCAGGAAUGGCCGGGACUUUCGCGAGAGAUUUGAAGUACCACCAAACAGGGGACCACCACCACCACCACCACCACCACCACCACCAGAGCAAGGGAACCCAGACGACCCAAAGAAUCAAGAGCCGCCGCCGCCGCCGCCGCCGCCGUCCAGUUCUGCUCUUCCGGGAUAUCCGCUUCCACUGGCCAAGCACUCAAACGACAUGGUAGCUAGCUAUACUCUGAACGAUACAGCGUUGCGCGACACUACCGUCAUUUCCUUCCUAAGCUUCGUGCCUCUCAAUGUUCCUGACCCUACUUCGCCGGAUUUCGAUCUCAACUCGUUUGUUCGCGAAUUUGGCGACGUAGUAGACCGCACGGCCUCGGCGGCCCAGUCUCAGGGUCGCGACAAGCUCAUCAUCGACAUGUCGGCCAACGGCGGCGGCUCGUUGGAUUUAGCCGACUUUGCCUAUACCACCUUUUUCCCCGGCGCUCCCUUUGACGACUUUGAUCGAUACCGCUUGAACGGUGGCCUCGAGCUUACCGGCAAGGCUCUGAGCUUCAACGAGUCGGUGGAGCUGCUCGUCGGCUCCGAGAAUCCGCCAUUGGCGCCCGGCAAUAAGACUGUCGAGGAGCCAGACGCCUUUUUCGAAACCCGGCCGGUCAAGGGCCAGAAGAUGACGGCCCCCUUUCACAGAGACCCUACUGCUCGGUACUUUGAUAACCCGGACGUGUUCCUGCGUGGCUACGAACCGGGCGAGAACCGCACGGCGCCCCAACCGCCGUGGCAGCCCGAGAACAUGGUUAUCCUGACGGACGGAACUUGCGCUUCGGCGUGCACUAUUUUCACGGGUCUGAUGGUGCGCAACUUUGGCAUCCGCACCAUUGCGCUCGGCGGCCGGCCCCUGAACAAACCCAUGCAGGCGAUUGGAGGUGUCAAGGGAUCGGAAGUGUUGCAGAAUGCCGAGAAUAAGGAUCUCAUCAAAGGACUGGUCAAGGGCGCUCAGCGCGACAGGACUGGCCGCAAGAUUAUCAAAGAUGUUCAACGAACCAUUCCCGACAUUGGCGACCCGCCCAUCCUGCCCUUCCUCGAGGACCCUGCCAACGGCGGCUCCGUCAACGUGCGCAACGCCUACAGCGGCGACGACCCAGACGGCUUUCCCUUGCACUUCAAGUACGAGGCGGCCAACUGUCGACUGUUUUACACGCGCGAAAUGGUGCUGGAUGUCGCCGAGUCGUGGCGGCAGGCGGCCAACAUUGCCUUUAGAAACGGCACGUGCGUGUCAGGCUCCACGGCCAUUCCCGACGGGCGCAUGAGCAGCAAGGCGCCGCCGUUUGAUCCGAGCGUGCGCGGCCAAGCCAAGGGGAUCCCGCGACCUACUCUGCAACGUGGUAAUUAA
This is a messenger RNA of Beauveria bassiana ARSEF 2860, 2208 nucleotides long. Its product is annotated as peptidase S41 family protein. The transcript is spliced from 2 exons. Gene Ontology annotation, molecular function: serine-type peptidase activity. Gene Ontology annotation, biological process: proteolysis. Bases 1 to 2208 code for a protein of 735 amino acids. NCBI's taxonomy places the organism in Eukaryota, Fungi, Ascomycota, Sordariomycetes, Hypocreales, Cordycipitaceae. The record is from RefSeq and is a predicted model, not a curated record.